UCGCUUCGAUGCGGAGGGCGGAUACGUGCGCAGACCGCACCACAGCGCGCACUCGCUGCGUGCUCAGUACAAUUGUCGCCUUGGUUGCGUACGCGCACGCCUCUACCAAUGCAUGACAUCGCGCCGCGCGCUUUUCAAACUGUGCGCAUGACGACUUACGCGUAUUGUCUGAUGUCGAACGGUCCCUGAAAUCCCAUUUGAAUCUAAACUGUUUUAAUGACACUGAUAACGUAACGUUCAAUGACAAAUGUUGUGAUACACGUAAAGAAUGUUGGAUGCUGUGGUGUGAGCAUGCGCAACAGUGGGCUCGGCGACGUCGGUGCUUGCCGGGCGGGCACAAUGAACGCGUCAGUGAAUUGGCACAAAUGGCUAGUGUUGUCGGUGCUCGGAUUGGCUUUGUCCGCUCGCUCAAUUGGCUGCGAUUACAGCUCCAUCACCGAGAAAUUUGGAGCGGAAGCCGUCACACGAUGUAAUGAAAAAUGCCCGUUUCAGCAGAAUCGAACUGGAGAUGGGCAUUUCGACGUGACCUGUGCAUCAGAUUGCUAUGUCCAACAAUGCAAAUUGGGUUGCAGUCUUUGGCGAGAAGGAUUAGAACAUUCAUGUCAAAUAGUUUGCAACGUCACAUCAGAGACGGUAUUUUCGCGUGAACUCUACUGCGUAAUGGGAUGUAAUGAAGCUUUAAAUACAUAUUUUCAACAAUUAAGAGAAUUGAUCGGUACUCCGCCGGCGCCGGCGCUGGUCGCGGAUAGUCUAACGGCCACAUCUUUAUCACUUCUAUGGGAGACUCCAAAUAUAGGCAACAUGACCUAUUUGGUGCAAUGGCGUUACGAAGAAUUGUCGGGCACUUGGCAAUAUUACUCCAAUACUAGUCACACUGAAAAAACGGCAAACAUAAUACAUAUAGAAAAUUUGAAACCUUAUACAAAGUAUAGGUUUCGCGUGGCCAUUCUCUUGUCGGGUCGUGGUGGAACCGGCGAACCAGUAUACUCGGCGCCAUCAGUAGUAAUAUCUACUUUAGACAGCGGUAAGCCAAGUUCGACGCCGACCGCCUUACGCGCAGCUGCGCUUGACCCCAGCCGCGUUGCGAUAUCUUGGGAGCCCGGCCCGUUUCCCAAUGGACCUCUCAUAUCCUACGUACUGAGAUUGACCGACACUGAACCCAACACUAAUGAUGCGUUGGAGGAUAUGCCAGCCUCAAACAACACGCUGUUUUAUAUGUUCCAAAACUUGGCCCCGGCCCGUGAAUACGAAGUGUCUGUAGCGAUGCGCAAUGCCGUGGGAGAGGGUCCUAGAGCGUACGCUAGGAUAUCGACGCCCCCUCUGCCAACAUCAGUUCCUAGUCAACAGCCUAUUUUAAUUCUGGGAGGAGAGCACAAUAUUCUAGCAGCACCCGCAAACGACAUGCUCUCGGACCCGGUUGAGCUUUAUAGCACUGACCAUACUAUUACAGGCGUCGGCUUGGAUAUAUCCAGUGACUCCAUUUUUAUCUCAGUUUCUAACGGCUUCGUAUACAGAAGUUCCCUCUCAAGAAGGAGCGUGUCAGAAUCAAUAUUUACACCCAAGGAUAUUACUUACAAACCUCUAGAUCUAUCUAUAGAUUGGCUAAACCGGCAUCUAUACAUCCUUGGUGAAGUUUACUAUGCGAAAGAAGGUUUAUCUAACAUAUCUUUGAUCUCUAACUGGGAGAUUAUACGGUGCGACUUCGAUGGCAAAAAUCAGAUUGUCGCUCUAUCUGGUUUCAAUACUCGACCAAUACAUUUUGAAGUUGACGCUUAUAAUGGUUACUUAUUCUGGGCUCUGCGGGGAGUGGAGCGCGGCGGGCUGUACAGAUUAGACUUAGCAAAUAUUUCAAACGGAGUGCACCACGACGCGCCUCCAGAAAUCAUUGUAAGAGACGCUCAUCUCGGUGCCUUCACCGUGGACCAUGCGGACUUCAGAAUACUUGUGGCACAUCUCAGAAGAAACACUGUUCUUGCAGUCUCUUUAGACGGACGCGAAGUAAACGAUUUCCGCAGUAACACUCAGACACCAAUGUUCCAAUCAACGCGGUCUAUAGCAUACGCAGGUGGGCUCUUCUACUGGACCAACGGCAACGAAAUGCUUACAGAAGAAUACCACGCAAAGAGCGAUAGUUACUUCCACAAUGAGUAUCCUUUGGCGUACAAUACCAAAACAAUAAAGACAAGGCAAGUUCUAGUGGCGUUAAGAAGUUGCCAGCCGAUACCUGUCCCCGUAAACCCGCCUCUAGGAGUUCAGAGUGUAAUGGGAAUCAAUCGAGCAAAGGUUUCCUGGUCGUCUCCGCAUCUUUUAGGGCAUCAAGGAAGUGGCGCCUGGCAGCAGUGGACAUUUCAUUUGCAGCUUACGCAAAUAUCUACUGGAGAGACAAUUAAUUUAACCAAUAUCACUGAACCGCUUUACAUAGUUGAAAGCCUGAAGCAAGAUACAGAAUAUAUGAUCAGAGUGGCAGCUGUUACCGAAUCGGGUUCAGGUCCUUGGUCUUCGGAAUUUGUUGGCAGAACUUUACCGUCAUCGCCAACUACCCUGCAAAGCACUUUGUUGUGGUCGGGUCCAGAUGGGCUUCUGCAAACUGAUUUAACUGGAGAUAAUUUGCAAACACUAAUUCAUAGGGCCCAUCUGAGGUAUUUCCAUAUAACCGACAUAUCGUGGUACCGCGACAAACUCUACUUAGUAACCAAUGCUUCAACUGUGCUGUGGUACAACACGACUUCACAUGAAAAAGAACUCAUGAUAAACAUGGACAACGUUGGAAGCUUAGCCGUAGACUGGGUUGGAAAGAAAAUAUAUUGGUCAAAUCCAAAACAGCAGCUGAUAACAAGAGGAAAUUUCGACGGAACUAAUAGAGAACCGGUUCCAAUUGUGACUGUAGCUAAGGAACUAACUAUAGAUUCAUUAGGAGCGUAUAUUUACUGGAGCACUGGUCAUGCGGUCGAAGCCGCCAGACUAAAUGGCGAGAAUAAAACGGUUUACUAUCCCGCACAGCUAUUCAGUGGUAAACAAGUAAUGGGCGUUACAGCAGAUCUGGAAGAAAAGUGGCUCUAUUGGUUGGUGCGAAGUUACGACGGAUCUGAGUUGCACAGAGCGCGCACUGCCGAUCAGUUUUCUUAUGGUGUUACAGAGGUAUCAAGUUCCCUAGUAGCUCGUCUUCCCGGCACCGCAACGCUCGGGCCGCUGUGUUACUUCAGCGGCAGACUGGUGUGGGUGCAGGACGCCUCGCGUGCCGUGGUGUCAGACCUCGCUGGGAAGUAUACAGCCGAACUUGUGCCCAGGGUACAUGUUAUAGCUGUCAGAGAUCCUACCCUACAUGCGGACAGUGAAUCUUUAAUCGCCAUUCCGGAGACGAUAAAUUCGUCUUCAAUAGCGGUGUCGGGCGAGUGGGACAGGUUCAACGUGACGUGGGCACCCGCCAGCCGCGUCAACAUCAAUAACAGCCGCGUCUACUACGACGUCAGCCUCAAUUUCCUCGGACAGUACAAAAUCGAAAGGACGGUGGAUGUGGCUUACUUGGAGGUGGUGUCAGUGCAAGCGGCGCCGUACAGCGCGCUGGAGGUGUCGGUGCGCGCGCACUCGCCGUGGGGCGGCGGCGGCGCGGCGCGCGCGCGGGCACACUCCCCACAGGCGACGCCCGCGCCGCCGCACGCGCCCCGGCUCCGAGUGCAGCCGGCGCGCAGUGGUGGGCUACCAUCAGCGAUAUUCCGUUGGGCGGCGCCGCUACGCGCAAACGGUGUAAUACGCGGAUACGAAGUGCAAUGUUGGGCGGUGAGCGAGUCUGCGGCCUCCGCUAAACCCUCUGCGUGUGCCGACGCGCGCCUCUCGCCUGCGCACACGCAGCUCAUGCUACGCGACCUCGUACCCGCCACUACUUACUAUUUUCGAGUUCGAGCUUACACAGACGCCGGAUUUGGCCCAUACUCCGAAGAGGUUUCCGCAUCCUCUGACGACAUCAACCCUAUUCCAAAAGUUAUGAUAUCUUCACAAGAAUUCUUCAAAAUUAUUGACUUGGAUUCAGGAGAAAGUGAAACCGUUCCUAAAAGCACCGGAAUACCAGUAGAUUUUGCGGUCUCCGUUGAAGAAAAUAUAGUUUACUGGAUUAAUGAUUUGGAGGAAAUAUUUACAUCAAGAAUCAACGGUAGUGGUCAUUAUAAGUUAACAUCAAUUAACGGUUCCGCAACAAGUAUUUGUGUAGACUGGGUUAGCCGCUCGGUGUAUUGGACUCAAUUAGAAAUCACGCCUCUUGAAUCCUACGUAACUUAUAGAGCUGAUCUCGGGAUACCUAACACUAGGCCACGUGUCACCCGAGUGUUUAGCAGGAAGAAACCUGUUUAUAGUUUGCAAAUUGCUCCACUUCAUAUGUCCUUGUUUUGGUAUGAGGAAAGCGGACAUCCCGGCUUAGGUACAUUAAUGACUUCACACAUAAACGGUUCUAAUAUUAGAACAUUUUUCAAUCGCUCCAAUGCUGAAACUAAAAGUAAUUGCAAUUGUCCCGGGAACCCACAAGUAUCAAAAACGUUUGUACUCGACAUGACAAAAGACCAUCACGAACUUUACUGGGUGGAGCCCUGGGUACAUCACAUAAUGGCCAGUGAUCUGCAAGGAUGCCAUUGCAGAGUGGUAGUGGACGCUACAGAGAAAAAGAAAUACGGUUUUACCCCCAUGUCCAUAGCCAUCGACAGCAAAUAUGUCUACUGGUACAACUCCACCGAAAAAGAAAUAUUCUACACUAACAAAAAUAAGAAAACCAAAAUUGAUCAUGUCAAGACUUCGUACGGAUACAAAAUGAUGGCUUUGGACUCUGGUAACCAACGUUAUCCGCCUAAAAAUUGCUUGUUCCCUGCUGUCGAAAAUUUACAUCCGAAAGUUGUAUCAAAUUCCGCAUAUAGUUUAACUUUGAAAAUGCCCGACAUACAGAAGCCAAGACAUUGUCGCAAUUUAAAAUAUGAGAUGCCACUUAUAGAGUAUACCAUAUAUUACACAAUUCACAAAGAUAAUGAUACCAAUGGUUGUGAUAAAGAGAGUUGCCCUUACGUCGUAACUACUAACCCAGUAACGGUUUUGGGAGACUUAAAACCCUUCACAAAUUACACUGUUUUAUUAGAAGCUACAAAUUACUACGGAAAGCUGCAUGAAGUUAAACCACUGGUUGGUUCUCUAAUGGUACUGCAGACAGCCGCCGAAGCUCCAAUGGCGCCGAAAAACGUGAGAGGCACUGUAUUAAGCCCGGUGCUAGCUUUAGUGGAAUGGACGCCUGAGCCAGGCUUACGUUAUGAAGUACAUUGGCGUACGGUCGAAUCGCCUAAUAAGCCCAAUAACUUUAAAGAGCACAACACGUUCGAAGUGCGAGAGGGCGGUCGCGCGAACCUGACGCGUCUGUCGCCGAGCACGCAGUACAGCGUGUGGGUGCGCGCGCGCUCGGCGCACAGCGCGGAGGGCGCGGACUCGCCGCCGCUGCGCCUCGCCACGCCCGCGCUGCCCGCGCCGCUGCGGCUCGCGCGCGCCACAUCCACCGCACUCUUCGUCCACUGGACGCCGCCAUCGCCACGUGACAGACUUUUCCGAUUUAAAAUCGAAUAUAUAGAAGCCUCCAAUCCAACCGGGAAAUGGUUGAAUUGUUCUCGAGGGGACCGCGACGAGUGGAUCGCCAGCGCUCUCCGGCCGUGUACCCGCUAUCGCUUCCGAUUGCAUUUGCUCUAUACCGCCAAUGCGCCGCCUUAUUAUUGGCCCGAGGAUGACAGUUUUAUCUACGAAACUCUUGGCGACGUGCCGGGCGCGCCGGGCGGCGUGCUGGUGGAGGCGGUGGGCGAGCGAGCGGUGCGCGCGUGGUGGGCCGAGCCCGACGCGCGCGGCGCCCCGCUCACCGCGUACCGCGUGUGGGGCGCGCGGCCGCACAGACCAGCUUACGUGAAUGAGAAUACGACUAAAAAUUUAAGUGAACUGCUACCGCCGAAUCUUCCAUCCGACAUCGACGACGAAAUGAAGAUGCUCAUCGUACAAGAGGGAUUGGAACUACUCCACAACGGAACACAAUCCUAUUGGUUGAUUGGCGCGGGGGAAGUGCCUGAAGGAUACAUAGUGCGAGUGCAGGCGCGUAACGCUCACGGCUGGGGGGAGCUGUCCCCCCCGCGGGUGCUCACGGCGCCGGCCCCGCGCCCCGCGCGACCUCCCCCGCUCGCACUUGCAGCACUAUUGGCCUUAGCUGCACUACUUGCUCUGGCACUGGCCCUUGCUGCUGCUGUCUUCUACGCUUACAACCAUCGAACAAAAAAGAAGGCCGCCGUCGAGAUGCAAAACCAAAUAAACGUGCCCAGACCAGAUAUGGAACUCGCUACCCUUAGACAAUUACCUAUAAGACAUUCCACUAAUAUUCUGUAUAAUCAGGGUGUACAUUGUCCGACGGACGCUGAGCUGGCCAGCCUGCCUCACAUUCGCCGAGAGCAAAUAACGCUAACGAAAUUCUUAGGCUCCGGGGCUUUCGGGGAGGUGUUCGAAGGCAUCGCCAGACAACUUAACGGAAACACUGCAGACACCAAGGUUGCUGUUAAAACGUUACGGAAAGGUGCCACUGAUCAGGAAAAAACAGAAUUCUUGAAAGAAGCGGCGCUCAUGUCUAAUUUUAAACACGAGCAUAUUCUACGGCUUCUGGGGGUGUGCCUCGACAACGACCCUAAUUACAUAAUUAUGGAACUCAUGGAAGGAGGCGAUUUACUGAGCUAUUUGAGAGCUAAGAGGGCUUCUUUGUACACACCCGAAUCUUUAACAUUACUGGAUCUGCUAAACAUGUGCGUGGACGUGACUAAAGGCUGCAGAUACCUCGAGGAGAUGCACUUCGUCCACCGCGACCUCGCCUGCCGCAACUGCCUGGUGGCUCAUCGCGCCAACGGACGAGUAGUUAAGAUAGGCGACUUCGGACUCGCUAGAGAUAUUUAUAAGAAUGAUUACUACAGGAAGGAAGGAGAAGGAUUGCUGCCAGUGCGAUGGAUGGCAGUGGAAUGUCUAGUCGAUGGAGUGUUCUCGUGCCAAUCGGACGUUUGGGCAUGGGGCGUUUUAUGUUGGGAGAUAUUAUCCCUGGGUCAGCAACCAUACCCGGCGCGGACUAACCGGCAAGUGCUGGCGUACGUCCGAGCUGGAGGAACACCUGACAGACCGCCAAACUGCCCUUCAGUGUUAUACGAGUUGCUGCAGAAGUGCUGGAGCUACCGCGCGGAGGAGCGGCCGUCGUUCCGGUCGUGCCUGGAGGUGGUGGCGGCGCUGCGCGACAAGACCUCGCCCAACAUCACGCUCACCGCCACUCCCGCGCCGCCGCCACACUACCUCACGCUACUCGGAGAUGACGCCAUCGACAACCGCACGUACCUGCUGGACGAGAACGACAACGCCUGCGUAGACGAAGACUACCCCGAGCAGCAGAUGGAGCCGUCGCACCUGCUGCCGGAGCGCGCGCCCAAGUACCUGGAGCUGAUGUACGGCAGCUCGUCGGACGGCACGGUGUGCGGGGCGCCGUGUGACGGGUACGAGGUGCCGCGCAGCCCGUCGUGCGGCGCGGCGUUCUCGCGGCACAGCGUCGUGGGCGUGGCGCCGGGGCGGCUGGUGUCGCCGGGGCGGCUGGUGUCGCCGGCGCUGCUGCGCUCGCAGUCGCUGCGGGCGGCGCGCAGCCCGCGGGCGCACGCGACGGUCGUGCCGCUGCGCAACUCCCGCGCCAAGCGCGCCUCGCUGUGCGACGCCCCGCAGCACGCCCACCACCCGCACCGCCCGCACCGAGACAUACACUUCCAGUUCGACAAACACAUAUUCAAGACUCCAUUUUAAUCUGUGAUAUUUACGAAUCUCUUCACGUUGUGUACAUUUGUCCACCGAUUAUUAUCUAUAAGUUAAUAUUUAAAAUUAUUUAUUAUUAUUGAAUGCCUGUAAAUAAAUUUUGUAGUCAACGUUGUAUAUAUUAGAAUAACUUUAUGUUGAGGCUUGGGCCGCAUAAAAAUCUCAUUAUCGUAAAAUAUUUUCAUAGCGAAGGCCUUCACUUCAGUCAAUUGCCUGAAAUUACAUGAUAAAUAUGACUGGGUGCAUGGUAUUUUAUAUGUAGAUUAAGAUGUUUAUGUAUAUCAUGUAAAUGGGUACCGAGGACGAUAUUAAGGCCGAUAGGCGAUGCUUAUUGCAUGUGGGUGUUUACUUGUUGAAAAUCGAAACGAUGUUUCAAAGUUAAUUGUAUUUUAUGAUAGAAUAAAUAGUAAUUAUUAUUGCCGAACUAUGUACAGUUGCGUAGAAAUAUGUGCAGUAUAAAAAGUCGAAACUUGAUCAUCGUGUAUAUGACCUACAAUGGAAUAAGCUAUGUAAAACAUUUUGGGUUCAGUUAUUCAUAACGAUUUCUGUACUAAUAACAACACUCUGUGUUGUACAUCUUUUCGAUUUUCGCCAUAACCCAAAGGAAAAAAUAUUCCUACAGAUCUGAGUAUCCUCCUGAGUAGAGUAGAAUUAUGAUAUUUCUUCCGCCAAGCGGCUGUGGCCAUAUAGUGUUGGGUUCUGGUUCGAAUUGAUAAGUAAAAAUUCUGGGUAUUAGUUGAUUAGCAUACGGCGCAAAAGUGCAUCGUCAUACGGAAUUAAAUUUCAUGUAAUAAAGCCACAUAUAAACCGCAGACUGCACACAACACUGCACCGUGUGUUGACUAGUAUAGCGACAAAAUAUCGAUGCAUUUAAUAUUGUGAGCCAUGUAAUUAAUAUUUCGAAAAACUAUGGAAUAUAUAAAAGUAAAGAGAUUGAUACAUU
Molecule: messenger RNA, 8773 nt
Organism: Manduca sexta (tobacco hornworm)
Lineage: Eukaryota; Metazoa; Arthropoda; Insecta; Lepidoptera; Sphingidae
Gene: sev
Product: proto-oncogene tyrosine-protein kinase ROS
Exons: 38
Coding region: 241-7821 (2526 amino acids)
Biological process (GO): multicellular organism development; cell surface receptor protein tyrosine kinase signaling pathway; protein phosphorylation
Cellular component (GO): signaling receptor complex; membrane
Molecular function (GO): ATP binding; protein binding; transmembrane receptor protein tyrosine kinase activity
Source: RefSeq, a predicted model, not a curated record